AUGAUUGGAAAUUGGAUUCCGCCUUAUAAUUUAAAUAAAGACGACAAUGGCAGGUGUCAAAAAUAUAAAACAAUAGAAAACGAAGAUACUCAAUUAAAAAAUAGUAAUAGUCCUGAUGAUAAUUUUGAACAAACGAAGAAAAACCCAGGUGUGAAUGACAUUAGUUGGGAAAAAGUUUUAAAUAAAGAUUGGGGAGAAAGAGUUGAAUUGCAUGACGUUUCACAUUAUUGUGAUGAUAAAUUAUUAUGGGGAAUAGUGACACCAGGAUCUUUUGGAUCUUUAAAAUUAUGGAUUAAUGAUUAUGGUAAUUUAUGCGGAUCAGCCGAUGGUAAAAUAUGUAAAGAAGGAAGUGCAGAAACGACAAUAAUCACCAUUAAUAGUGCUGAUCUUGUAAAGAAAAUGCUUAAUUUAAGUAAUAUUCAAUGGAAUUCAUUGAUCGAUGUAAUUCUUCGAAACAAAUCUUCAUUAAAUUUUGAUGCUUUUAACAGUGUAGAUGAGGAUAAGAUGAAUUCUUUAGAUAAAUUAUGGUUUUAUAUUUGCAAAAGAAGACAUUUUCUAUCAGAUCAAUGCAUGCUUGUUAAAUUAAGCGGUGCUGUUAAAUCGUUAAAAGAAUUCAAAAUAAUACCAAAGGUAAUCGUUCAAGAUAUUAGAAAUAUAAAUGGUCAUCCUAUUACAUAA
Molecule: messenger RNA, 678 nt
Organism: Pediculus humanus corporis (human body louse)
Lineage: Eukaryota; Metazoa; Arthropoda; Insecta; Psocodea; Pediculidae
Exons: 3
Coding region: 1-678 (225 amino acids)
Source: RefSeq, a predicted model, not a curated record